AUGCUUUCUUCCGACUUUUCAGAUACUAUUCCCAACGAAACUCCGUCAUUAAAAGCUGCUCCGAGUUUUUUUACUUCUCCUAUUGGUUACGUAAGCAACCAUGUUCAAUCCUUAUUAAUUAAAAUCCUUAAACAAGGUCCGAUUCCUCAACAUUUAGGUUUUAUCAUGGAUGGAAACCGUAGAUUUGCAAGAAAGAUGAACUAUAAACAGGUUUUUGAAGGUCAUUUUAUGGGAUAUGAUAAACUCCAGGAGGUAUUGGACAUUUGUUUACGCUUUGGAGUCAAAGCAGUUACUAUAUAUGCAUUUAGCAUUGAGAAUUUUAAACGUCCAAAGGAAGAGGUUGAUACACUUAUGGAACUUGCCAAAACAAAGUUGGCAGAGCUAUGUGAAAAAAGUCAAUUAGUCAAUAAAUACAACGUAUGUGUGAAGGUGCUAGGAAAUAUUGCACUCCUUCCAGCUGAUGUUCAAGAAGCUGCAAAAAAAGCUAUUGAUACUACUAAGCAUAAUUCAGGACCAUUAUUAAACAUAUGUGUCCCCUAUACUUCUAGAGAUGAAAUCACAUCCUCUGUAAAAUCUGUCAUAAAAUCAGUUGAAAAUGACCAUAUACAGAUCAAAGAUAUUAAUGAGGAAAUACUAGAAGAAUAUUUAUAUACUCACGGAAGCCCUCCGUUAGACAUUCUUAUUCGAACUUCAGGUGAAAUUAGAUUAAGUGAUUUUCUAUUGUGGCAGUGUCAUAAAAAUUGUUAUAUUCACUUUGUUAAUUGUUUUUGGCCGGAAUUUUCAAUUUGGGAUAUGUUGCCAAUUAUUUUAGAAUACCAACUUAGUUAUGAUUCAUUGAAGAAAAAGAUCGAAGUCUGGGCUAAAAAUUGCCUCUAG
This is a messenger RNA of Racocetra persica, 876 nucleotides long. Lineage: Eukaryota; Fungi; Glomeromycota; Glomeromycetes; Diversisporales; Gigasporaceae. The record is from the annotation of a GenBank genome assembly.